Messenger RNA from Umbelopsis ramanniana AG, 1589 nucleotides. RefSeq lists its product as uncharacterized. The record is from RefSeq and is a predicted model, not a curated record. Lineage: Eukaryota; Fungi; Mucoromycota; Umbelopsidomycetes; Umbelopsidales; Umbelopsidaceae. The transcript has 7 exons. The coding region runs from base 149 to 1435 and encodes 428 amino acids.
GCUUUUUUCUGGCGUUGACGGGGACAAUGCAAAAAGAAAGAAGCAAUAUUUCUGGUUGCAGAAAAUUGCCGAUGGCAGUCACCGUCAUUCAUUUGAUGUCCAAAAAAUUAAAUGACAGCGGUUACAAUAAGCAGUAUUUGAUUCAAACAUGUCAAAACGAGCAAGUAAGCGGGAGUAUCCUAGUGAUUCGGCAACGACACCAUUGCUAUCCGGCCAACCCAAGCCUAGUAAAUCAACCCCGGUGUCAGCUUCAAAAACAAUAGCUUUUAACUCACAAUCACACCUUGCAAGUCAUGGCCAUGGUGUUCCGACAUCAGAUCAAUACCAUACAUUUCCACAAGAAACCCCAGCUCCGGCCCGCUCCAAGCCAAAGCAGCCUAAUCGAACAACCAAGACUUCGCAGAAACUCAAGCUAUUUCCCGAAGAAGAUGAACAGACUCUCAUGACCUCGGAAGACUUGGACGCUACAGUCUAUGACCAAAUAGCUCAAAUACCACACGGCUUUGCUCGGUUAGAGGCCGAACGCUUGAGCAAAAUAGAUCGUGGGCAUCUACCAAGAGUAACCGCGUAUUGUACAGCAUCAGCAUAUCGAAUGGAUGAAAUGGUGAAAUUCUUGCAGUCCAAAAAAGCAUCCAAUGGUGCGGCACCCAAGAGAUUUGACGAAUGCGUGUUUACACCAUAUUCAUUCAAAUACCCCCUCUCUCCUCCACGAGAUAACGGCGAGACUAACACCGGAUCAAUUUUCCCAAAAGUAUUCUUGUUUGAUUACGGCGUGGUUGUCUUUUGGGGAAUGACACUUGAGGAAGAACAAAAGUUUAUGCGGGAGAUAGAACCCUUUGAAGAGGAGCGACUUGAAACUGAUGAUGUUGAAGUUGAAGAAUUUCAAUUCCACUAUAAUGAGCAGUACCAGCCAAGAAUUUACAAUGAUGUUAUCACUCUACGACAUCCACAAAACUACCUAGUCAAGUUGACGAUAUCGCAUGCUAUUGCUCAAAGUGUAAAGAUGACUCUUUUUGAAAGAUUGAUUGAUGAUACCAUCAACGAAACGAAAUACAUCCCGCAAGUUAUGGCUGAGAGCGGAAAGGUGCACAUGUCCAGGGUUGCAAUCACCAAAAAAAUCGGCCAGCUCUUCAUUAUGCGCAUCAAUGUCAAUCUGGUCUCUAACAUUCUCGAUACACCUGAAAUCUUUUGGUCAGAACCAGCAUUGGAACCCUUGUACAGUGCAAUUAGAGGAUACUUGGAGAUAUCUCAGCGUGUAGAAUUGUUGAAUCAGCGUGUCCAAGUUAUCAGCGAUCUCUUGGACAUGUUGAAGGACCACUUGAAUAGUUCACAUGGCGAGCAGUUGGAAUGGAUUGUAAUUUGGCUUAUUGCCAUGGAAAUCUUGGUUGCUGUUAUUACCACUGGAUUGGAUGCGUUUAGUUUAUCUCAGAAAUAGAUGCAAGACAAAACGGUAUAGCGAUAGCGGCAGAACGGUGGUAGCGUUUGUCAACACUCAAACCUACGGUGGAUUGACAUUAUGUAACCGAAUUUCAACAGUGUAAUAAAAGCGAGCUCAAACAUUUUUCUUGAUUCUUUAAAUUUAUUGUUGA